UAAGAAAGUAUUUAGUGCCCUUAUAGCUUGGACAGAAGCAGAGGUUUUGUACGUCCUCUGAGCUCCAUGGAUCCACAUGUCGUCUUUAGCCCAAUGAAACACUUCUGCAUGUGUUACGGCGUGAUUACGAGUCAGGAUUGGAGUAAGACAGAUGAGAGGUUAUUGCAGGCCGUGGAACAGAAUGAUCCAGAAAAAGUAGCCACGCUCUUGGUUAAGAAAGGUCUCUGUCCAUCCAAAUUGGACGCAGAGGGAAAAUCGGCGUUUCAUCUGUGUGCGUCUCGAGGUCGAUUGGAUUGUUUAGAGGUCAUCCUCUCUCAUGGGGUGGACAUUGGUGUAACAGAUGGCACAGGCUUUAACGCUCUCCAUCUUGCUGCUAAGAAUGGACAGCCAGAUUGUCUGAAGAGACUUCUUCAGGAAAGGAUGCCUGUUGACUCCACAGACAGUUUUGGGAGGACUUCGUUACACCAUGCUGCUGUAAGUGGCUGCCUGUCCUGCACGGAGAUUCUCUGGGACUUUAAAGCCAACCUUGAUGCUCAAGAUGGAGAUGGCUCAACUCCAUUGAUCCUGGCAGCCCAGAUGAGCAGAAUCGAGCUUUGUGCCUUUUUUUUGGAACGAGGAGCCAAUCCUAAUUUGCAGGACACCCAGGGCAGAUCAGCGUUGAUGUUUUCCUGUGAGAGUGACAGCAUCGAGACUGUCGAGAUGUUACUGAAGGGCGGAACAAACCCACACCUAACCGAUGCCCUCGGCCAUAACUCCGCCCACUACAGCAUCACCGCUGGCAACCACAGUAUAACCCAGAUCCUGCAGAACCUAGGCGUAACCGCAGCUGCUGAGGGUUCGAGUGAGGAGCAGGCUCCUCCUCCUCCCAAUCCCCCAUCUAGUGGAACCACGCCCCGCAAGAGGAAAGCCCCUCCUCCUCCUAAAUCUCCUGCUCAGGGCCCGCCUCCUUCCUCAGAAGCCUCAAACACACCCCCUUCUCCUGUCCUCACCCAAUCACCUGAAUCCCAGAGCCCUGCCCCGCCUUCUCCUGCCCCCAGGACCCAACAUCCCCCAUCUGAGAACCUUACAGAAGAUGAGGAGAUCUUUGAAGAGAUCCGUAAGCUCAGGCUGGAAAGAGGUCGUCUACUGCAGAAGAUCAAGGUUCUGGAGCAGCAACAGAGCAGCGCCACCACUGCCCUAGAGGAGCUAAACUCUCUAAAAGAGCGUCUGAGCGAGGCUGAGGCAGAGCGUGACCGUCUGCUGGCCGAGCUAGAGGAGUUGAGAGCGGCUCAGGUGAGCGGUGUGACCUGUGACUCAGAAGACGCAGAGGACUCGGAUGACAUGCUGGAUUUCCCGGGAGCAGAGAAGUUGCUGUCUAGGCAGUCACGUAGUCUAGAUGCCGAUUCGCCAGCUGAGCGGGGUGAGGGCAUCUCUCAGGAGAAUCCUGCCAUGGUCGAGCAGCUUCGCAGAAAAGUGGAGGAACUGACCUCCCAAAACGCUGACCUGGUUCUCAAAGUGCAGAUGCUGGAGAUGUUUGAGAAGGAUGACACGGAUAUGCAAAGCUCAGGUCCAGAUUUUGUUCCGACGGCUCAAUAUGAAUCUUUGAGGAGAGAGUUCGAGGAACUACAGGAAAAAUACUCCAGAGCCCAGGCUUCAACCGAAGCCUCAAGCAUUGCAGAGAAUCCUGGAUCUGAAGAGAAAGAGGAGAAACAUCAAAAAGCACUGGAGAAAAAGUUGUCCCAAGCCCAGGCUGAGUUAGAGGAACUCAAAGAACAGAUGCGUUUAGGGGUCUACUCUGUGGAGGAUGCCGAAGAGAAGCCUGAAAAGGACUCUGGUGAAGGCGGAGAUUUGGAGACCCACCAGUUGAAAGCGAGGGUACAGGAGCUGGAGGCGGAGCUAGUGAGCAAAAAGACAGAUGGGGAGGGGCUUAGUGAAGAUGACAACAACACCAUCCAACAGCUGAAAGAGAGGGUGAAGGAACUUGAGGCAGCUCUGCAGGACAGAGAGAAAGAGGGAGAGGAGAAUGAAACAGUUGUAAACCUUAAAAAGCAGGUGGAAGAGCUGGGAAAAGCCCUGGAGCGAAGCAAAACGGCAGGAAGAAAGGAGGGCGAGGGAGCGCCGGUGAACGGGUUGCAGGCACGGGUGGAAGAACUCGAGCAGGAGUUGAAGGAGAGCGUCCCUCGAGGUCAGUUUGAAGAGGUUCAGGUCACUUUGGGCCUUCAGCUUAACCAGUUAGCUCAAGAACGUGCCGAAGUGGCUACCCGACUCAACCAGGCCUUGCUGGAGCUGGAAAGGCUCCGACCCCCAUCCCACAUUGACGAGGAUGAAGAGGACGAUGAGCCGUCUGAGAGCUCAGAGGUCUCCAUUGCAUCUGACCACUCUCUACACAUGUCGCCGGGCGGCCGGACCUUGGAGGCCAUAAAAGAGGAGCUUGAAGUUGCAAGGCAAGAGGCAGCCCAAGCUCUGGACAGCCUGUGUGCUGAAAGAGAGAGCCGGGCUCAGGAUGUGCUACAGCUGAGAGACGCAGUACCCCUUGUUAAACACCAGGAGUCACUGUCCGCAGUAGCCCAGCAGCUAGCUCAAACAGAGAAAGAGCUGCAAGCUGAGAGGGCACUGCGGGAGCAUGCGCAGACUGAGCUCUCCAGACUGGAAACUGAGCUACAGGCUGUGCAAAAAGACUCAGUUAGCAAGGAAGAACAUGAUAAAAUCAAGGCAGAUCUAGAGCGCUCUCUAGAGGACAGUCGACAGAUAGCAGCAGCAGCACAGGAGUCUCUGAGCGAGAAAGAGACUGAACUGAAAGACCUGCGGUCUCAGAAAGCUCUGGAACAGGGACUGGUGUCCAAAGAAGACCACGAGGCCCAAAGACUCUCGCUUCAGGCUGAGAUCAACACCCUGACGGCCCAAUUAGCUGAUCUAGCACGCAAGCAUGAGAAGACCUGCCUCGAGGUGUUCCAGGUGCAGCGGGAAGCGUUAUUCAAUAAGAGCGAGCGUCAGGUGGCUGAAUCUCAGCUGGAGACCGUUAAAAAGCAGCUGACGGAUCUUCAGGCUGAGUCCACCCACAUCCAGCAGCUGCACCAGGACAUCCAACACUCGCAGGGGCUCAUCAAGGAGAAAGACCGCAAGAUAACAGAGUUGUCUAAGGAGGUGUUUCGUCUGAAGGAGGCUCUGGGGGCUUUGACUCCUCCGCUUGGACGUUCUCCAUCACCCCCGUCCUCAGGGAUUCCUGGACAACAGCUGGCACUGCAGAACCGAGUGACUGCACUAACACAACAGCUUCAGGACUGGGAACGCAAACACAAGACUGUUGUUUCAAUAUAUCGUUCUCAUCUAUUAGCUGCUGUACAGGGCCGAAUGGAUGAAGAAGUUCAAGCGCUUUUGCUUCAAAUCCUCCGUAUGACACAGAAAGGUCAGAAUUAGUGCUUUUUUUACUGACAGCAAUACACUGAGCUCAAGUGACCCCUUGAACCCAAGCCUAUCAGCACUGUGCACCACCAGUGAGCCAUUGAAACUGAAUGAGAAGAUAUAGUUUUUGGAACACGACAGAGAUGAUUCUAUUUCCUGUUUGUGUUGAUUCGUGAGGAAGAACACUGAUCAUUUUGUACCACAUUGCAAUAAACAUUAAGAAACGCU
Molecule: messenger RNA, 3609 nt
Organism: Danio aesculapii
Lineage: Eukaryota; Metazoa; Chordata; Actinopteri; Cypriniformes; Danionidae
Gene: ankrd24
Product: ankyrin repeat domain 24
Exons: 22
Coding region: 67-3396 (1109 amino acids)
Molecular function (GO): actin binding
Source: RefSeq, a predicted model, not a curated record